Messenger RNA from Hemiscyllium ocellatum (epaulette shark), 3592 nucleotides. RefSeq names its product P2Y purinoceptor 2-like. Gene Ontology annotation, biological process: G protein-coupled receptor signaling pathway; transepithelial chloride transport. The record is from RefSeq and is a predicted model, not a curated record. The coding region runs from base 510 to 1577 and encodes 355 amino acids. Gene Ontology annotation, molecular function: A1 adenosine receptor binding; G protein-coupled UTP receptor activity; G protein-coupled purinergic nucleotide receptor activity. The transcript has 5 exons. Gene Ontology annotation, cellular component: plasma membrane. NCBI's taxonomy places the organism in Eukaryota, Metazoa, Chordata, Chondrichthyes, Orectolobiformes, Hemiscylliidae.
UCCGGUUAUCCAGGUCCUGGAACCCUCCGAGCUGACACAGCACAGCAGGUUCAGACACACUUGGGGAAAAUGAUCAUUCAGCUGAAAACCCUGAACCAAGCAAAGAUCCCACAGGUGGACGAACAGCCGCGAGCCUAUUAGACCCCAUCCGACAUCAAUUAAGCAGCUGAAGAUGAUCGGAACAAGGACAUGAACCUGAGGAACACCUGCAGAGAUGUCCUGGAGAUGAGAUGACUGACCUCCAACAACCACAACCACCUUCCUUUGUGUCAGGUAUGAAUGCCACUAUUAUGUGUGAUCAGAUACCAUGGCUGAAAUAACAGAAGUUACAAUCUAUCAAGAUGAAGUGACAUGGUGCAGGUGGAACAACUCUCAAGGUUAAAGGUCAUAUUCGUCAUGACUAUCUGAAGGAUUGAUUGGCAGUGGACAUUAGGCACUCUGGAAAGGAUCAGAAAUGAAGUUGGACCAGUGCUGCUUAAACCAAUAAGUUCAAAGGAAGUUCUCCAAUCAUGAACGUGACUGGAAGAUUUGAGGGGUAUCCACACAAUUGUACUUUUAACGAGGACUUUAAAUACAUUCUGCUUCCUGUUUCUUAUGGGAUAGUAUUUGUGGUAGGACUUGUUCUCAAUGUUCUUGCGAUAUGGGUUUUUGUGUUUCGAAUGAGACCUUGGAACAUUACAACCACCUACAUGUUCAACCUAGCUCUCUCAGACACUAUGUACGCGAUAUCAUUGCCUCUGCUCAUCUACUAUUAUGCAAAACACAAUGACUGGCCUUUUGGGGCAGCUUUGUGUAAAAUUGUUCGAUUCCUCUUUUAUACCAACCUGUAUUGCAGUAUCCUUUUUCUCACUUGUAUGAGCAUUUAUAGAUUCCUAGGGAUCUGCUUUCCAAUGCAGUCAUUGAGAUGGUCAAACCUGCGAUAUACACGAAUAGUAUGUAUUGUUGUUUGGGGAAUCGUGAUAGUAUUCCAGACACCAAUAUUUGUAUUUGUUGACACAGAAGGUAUUGGUAACACUACCAUUUGCUAUGACACUGCAAACCAAAUCCAUUUCAAUCAGUUUGUGAUUUACAGUGCUAUUCAGUUGGUGUUGCUGUUUUGUGGUCCUUUCAUAGUGGUCAUGAUCUGUUAUGGAAUUACAGCUAAGAAACUCCUUCAUCCUGAAGGCAUACGCCCUGAAUAUGCCAGAUCCAGGAAAAAAUCAAUCAAGAUGAUUAUUACUGUACUCACUGUUUUUGUCUUGUGUUUCUUACCUUUCCACAUCACACGUUCCAUUUACUAUUCCUCAAGAAGUCUUCAUGUGAGCUGCAGCACACUGGAUGCCAUUAAUCUAGCCUACAAGCUGACUAGGCCCCUCGCCAGUGCAAAUAGUUGCCUUGACCCAAUUCUUUAUGUUCUUGGUGGGCAGACAUAUCGCAGCAAGCUGGCGCGUAAAGGUAAUGGUUUGGAAAAUAAGAACAAUGUUCCUUUAGCCAAAAAGACAAUUAGUGGAGGAGACAUUACACACUCUGUCUAUACUACAGAAAUUGGACUGGAGGAAAUAAAGCAAGCCGCUGCUGGAAGUAGCGAUGGCAUCUAAAAUGAUUGCCCAGCUUGAGUUUUAAGAUGGGAUUUUAGCUGCAGGCUGCAUAUUUUUAAAUGCAACAAAGAAAUAACUAGAAGUGGAGAAUAUGUGUGAGAGCAUGUCGGUCACUGUACAAUGACCAAGAACUGACAGCUGGUUGUCCAAGUGAAAAGCUUAUAUGUUUGAACCCUGAGAUUUCUUUCGUUUGCAAAUUGAUGACCAAUGAUAGCUGUCGAACUCCAAUUGCAUCGCUCAGGCACAAAUGGGUGCUGUGUGCAUUGUGAAGGUGCUUGUUCAUUUGUACCAGGAGGUGACUGGGGAUGUCUAAAGGGAGACUGUCAGUGAAUGGUCAGAAUUUUCCCCAGGACAACUCUAAUUUUGUUUGGGGUUUGAGCAGAAGCCUGUUCAAGUUUUUAAAUUCCUUUCCCACCUCCCAUGCAUGGUCUGUGAUGGGAUCAGUAUGGGUGCUACCUGAUUCCCUUCCUUUCCAGCACUGAGAAGCAACAGGGCUUGUGUGUACUUCUGAAUGGUAUACAAAUGAAACCGGAGCCUCAAAAUAGUACAGAUUUUGUACCCCUUUCGUUGCAAUCUGUAAAUAUGCCACUGAUACCAUAAUUAGUUAAAAAAAUGAUAAUUUGUCUAUCAUGUUCUGGUUCACAUCAGAGCUUGAUAUGUCAGUCCCAAUACUUUAUAUUUUCCUUCAAUCCAUUCCUUCAAUUGCUGUCAUCCUGUCUCUUAAAUAUAAUGUUUUACUUGAUUGAAAGUCACUUACAUUAAUUCAAAGUGAUAUUUUUGCUUAUUGCAUUCACAGAUAAUUAGGUGAGGGUAGUGCAACAACAGCACCUAAAGGUAUGUCCAUGACUGAUUACACCUUCAACAAACCUAACUUCAUUCAGGUCUGGUUUUAAAAACAAAGCAUCUGAAAUCUGAUUCAGAAUCCAAUUUCCUGUUGAAUUAUUAUUUUGUCCCUGCGUUUCACUGAUCUUGCUUGAAUCAUAAUUAUUGGUAUACUAUAGAGGAGGCGAUGGCCUAGUGGUAUUAAUCCAGAGACCCAGGUAAUAUUCUGGGGACCCAAUUCAAUUCACAGCAUGGCAGAUGGUGGAAUUUGAAUUCAAUAAAAAUCUGGAAUUAAGAGUCUAAUGAUGACUAUGAAUCCAUUGUCAAUUGUCAGAGAAAGUCAUCUGGUUCACUAAUGUUGUUUUGGGAAGGAAUCUGUUAUCCUUACCUUGUCUGGCCUAUAUAUGAGUCCAGGCCCACAACAAUGUGCAGCAUGGAGGCACAGUAAUUAGCACUGCUGCCUCACAGCGCCGGGACCCAGGUUCGAUUCCUGUCUUGGGCGACGGCCUGUAUAAAGUUUGCACAUUAUCCCCGUGUCUCCAGGUGCUUGGGUUUCUUCCCACAUUUUAAAGAUGUACAGGUUAGGGUGGAUUGACCAUGCUAAGUUGUCCAGGGAUGUGCAGGCUAGGUGGGUUAGCUGUAGGAACUGUGGGGUUAGGGAGAUGGGGUUGGGUCUGAGUGGGAUGCUCAUCAGAGGGUUGGUGUGGACUUGGUGGGCCGAAUGGUUUGCUCCCACACUGUAGGGGUUAUGUGAAUGUGGUUGACUCUUAACUGCCUUUUGGGUAAUUAAUGGGCAAUAAAUGCUGGCAUCCACAUUCUGUGAAUGAAUUUUAAAAACUCAGAAUUUAGAUACAUUACAAAAUUAUUUAAUUCUAAAUCAAUAUUUGCAGUAUUUAGUAUAUUUUUUCUAAUUAGGGCAAAAUAUAUAUUAAAGCAUUUAUAUGACAAACCUGUCUGUGCUACUUUAAUGAUACCUCAAAAUAGUUGAGGAGAGAAUUUUGCACAAUUUUUUUAAUCUUAUGACUUGAUUUUACUCUGAAGGCUUUUAAAAUCCCAAAUAUUUCUGAUGAAUUUCUUCCUCUUGAGACUGGCCAUUAAAUAACAUCAUUAACUGAAACAAACGAUAAUAUCACAGCAAUAAAUAUCAUGAGUAACUUUUUUCCCCUGUAAUAUUAUCCUCACACUGUUAUGAA